UGCAGAAGAAGAUGAUUGACCAUCUUGAUCAAGAGUGGGCAUCCAUCAAAUCACAAUACUAUGGAGGUGAUGAUACAGAAGCUGAAGCAGCCCUACAUCCCUAUUUAAGGUUAACAGAUUCUUCUGAAUUUGACAAUUAUAUAAAGAAGUUGAAAUCAGAAUCAAACAAUCUGAAGAAAAUGAAAACUACCACUGGCUUCAACAAAGCCGACUUGGUUUUUUUAGCAGAAAAUGAGGUAUCAGAAGAUGUUAUUAGAAGGAUACAUUCCAAAAAUAUCGAAAAGAAUGUGAAAAUGUAUACGAUUCUGUCAACAUCCGAAAUAAAAGAACAGGCAGAAAAGGUUGGCUAUUUUGCAUAUGGCAAAAUAGCCUACACCUUAGGAAAACAAUCAGCAGAUCAAGAACUUAGAGAGGUUCAUAUUAUGUAUGUGGCCCAAUUUGGAACCAAGAAUGUUCGGGUAACAGCUGGAAAUAAGCCGUCAGAAUUGCUUCAGUUGAAGGAUUUUUCCUCUAUGGACUCACUUUUUAAAAUGUUUAUCAGCGAUGGUGGAGUUAUUUUUCUGAUGGCUUCAGAAAAAAAGAACCUUUUACCUAACUUUAAUUUAAUAAAUACUGAAUGUUUUGUGCAUGUCAAAUCUGAAUCAGAAAAAAAAUCACUGAAAAGAAAAUUUCAUUUCAUAGAAGAAUAAGUUAUUAAUAAGUAUAUUUUCAGAUUAGUACCACAGAAAAUUCCAACGAUUAUGAAGCUACAUAUAGAUUCUUUGGUAAGCUUCCUUGCUACCUCAAUCAUGAAAUCAUUAUUAGGUUAGGUAAACAAGCCUAUGGGUGGAGUUAACAGUUUAAUAGAGAACCAAUCAGAACUAGUGUCAGAAUAUAAACAUUGUAAAACUAGUUUUACUGGUCAGUUUAAAAAGAAGUUUUCAAUCUUAAUUUAGAAUUUAUUGAUAAUUAUAAUCUUAUUCCCAAGCAUGCUGUAGGUGUGUUUGAUUUGCAUAUUUUAUUUCAAUCAAUUACUCAGUUAUAAAUUCAAGUAUGUGUAUGUACUUUACUAUGGUACAAUCACGGCGUAAAUGUAAGGUUUAUGACAUCCUUCUGUAGCCUUUGAAUCACUUCAUGGUUGAGCUAUUAACAAGGAAGCUAACCAAAGAAUCUACCUGUAGCUUCAUACUCGUUGGAAUCUGCUGUUAUACUUAGUAUAUAAAAGGGUUUUAAAUUAACACUUGAUAUUACAGGUUUAGUUUACAUGAAUUAACCAAAGGCUGGCAGAUGUGAUGUAAAAUUUGUUUAUGAUUAUUAUUCAAACUAUACUAAUAGUAAUGUAUAGAUUCAGAUUAACCACAUAAAAAGAAAUCCACAGACAUAU
Molecule: messenger RNA, 1363 nt
Organism: Mytilus trossulus (common blue mussel)
Lineage: Eukaryota; Metazoa; Mollusca; Bivalvia; Mytilida; Mytilidae
Exons: 4
Coding region: 12-689 (225 amino acids)
Source: RefSeq, a predicted model, not a curated record